AUGUUGGUCUAUCAGGAUCUGAUCUCUGGUGACGAGCUGCUGUCCGACUCCUUUGAGGCCAAGGAGAUCCACAAUGGCAUCUUCUAUGAAGUCGAGGGGAAGUGGGUGGUGAAGGGUGGUAUUGAGGUGGACAUCGGAGCCAACCCCUCUGCUGAGGGUGGCGAGGAGGAGGCUGUGGAGGAGCAGACUGAGAAGGUUGUGGAUAUCGUCGACACCUUCAGACUACAGGAGCAACCAGCGUUCGACAAGAAGGCGUUCGCCGCUUACCUGAAGGUUUACGUCCAGAAACUCGCUGGCCUGAUUCCGGCUGAGAGGGGGCAGCAGUUCAGGGCGGACUCACCCGCCGCUGUCAAGUGGCUCAUGUCCAAGCUCGCUGACCUGCAGUUCUUUGUUGGUGAGAGCAUGAACUUGGAAGGCUCGAUUGCCUAUGCUUACUACAAGGAUGGUGCUGCCAAUCCCACCUUCAUCUAUUUCAAGGAUGGUCUGAAGGAGGCUUCCGAGCAGCAGCCGGUAGCUGGCCCGAGCAACACGGCUCUCAUUCCCGCUGCUGCUGCCCCCGAUGUUCAGCCGAUGGAGCUAAUUGGUCGGCCCACGAACGCAAAGUACGGCACGCUGGGUCGACCCGUGAAGGUUCUGGUGAAUUUCUUCAGGUUGGAUAUGCGAAUCCCCUCGGAUCCUCUCGCCCACUACGAUGUGCGGUUCUCGAAAGAUGUGCGCAGCAUGGUGGUGCGGAGGGCAAUGAUGAAGGUCAUGUACGCCCAGCACCCUGAGACCUUCCCCGAGGACACUCUCAAGCAACUGGCAUACGACGGCCAGAGCGCCCUCUUUGCCCUGCGCCCGCUCAAGAUCCCGUCGCCCAAGUCGUUCCCUAUCAAGAUUCUGGACGAGCGACCCGCGCCAGCAGCGCGAGGCGAUGACGGGGAGGCGGCACUGAAGAGGCCGCGCAAGGAAGAUUCCAGGCCUCCGCGAAUCAAGGACGAAGUGGAAAUCACUCUCACACAGGUAGCGGAGGUAGAUCUCUCGACCAUCAAGGCUGCCAUCACCCCAGUCACCUCUGCUCCUGUCUCUGCCCAGGACGCCCUCCGCGCUCUCGAUGUGAAGCUGCGCGACUAUGCUGCCCAACGCUUCCUCCUGGUCAAGGACAAGUUUUUUGACAAGAACUUUGGUCGAGUGGCCCCUCUCCCAGGGGGCAUCGAAGCGUGGACGGGCUUUAAUGUCAGCUUCAGGCCCAUUCACAAUGCACUGGCGCUCAACCUCGACGUCGUGACGGCGUGCAUGGUGCAGCUCAUCCCCGUGUUGGACCUGCUGGGGCAUCUCCUCAACCGCAACCCGCCCAACCGCCUCACCGACGCGGAGCGGAUCAGGCUGAAGGGCAUUCUCAGGAACCUGAGGGUGGAGGGAAGGCCUAGCGGGCAGAAGCACAAGGUGUAUGACCUCACACGCGAGGGGGCUGCUGACCUCAGGUUUAACAACCGGCGCAAUAACGACGAGAGCCAGAGCGUGGCGGAGUAUUACGAGCAGCAGCACGGCAUCACCCUGCGCUUCCCCCACCUGCCCUGCAUCUCCGCCUCUAACCGGCCCAACAAGCCCUGCUGGAUUCCGCUCGAGCUGUGCAGCGUGGUGGACGCACAGAGGUACCUGCGCCAGCUGACGCCACAGCAGGUGGCAGCCAUUGGCAAUCUGCGCCUCAAGCCGGACAAGCGCCGCGACGAUAUCAGCAACGCGGUGGGAGCAGCGGGGCUGGCGAGCAACCCUUAUCUGGAGGCGUUUGGAAUGCGCAUCCAGCCCAGGAUGAUGCGGGCUGAUGGCCGGCAGCUGGAGCCUCCAGUUCUGCAGUUCGGGGCGGGCACUAUGCAGCCUCGAGACGGGCAGUGGAAUAUGAACCAGCAGCGCAUGUUUGCACCGGCCGAAAUCAAGUCGUGGGCGGUGGUGUGCUUCGACCACCGCGUGAGGGAGCCCAUGCAGGUGGCAACUGCACUCAGGGACUGCUGCGGUCGCAAAGGGCUGGUCAUCAGCAGCGCCUCUCCAGUGGUGAUCGUGGAGGACACGCGGUCAGCACCCCCUGAGAAGCUGGUGGAGCGGGCUAUCGAGCGCCUCAAGAAAUCCGAGCCUGCUUUCAUUGUCUGGAUCCUGGAUGCUCGAAAGACCAGCCCGCUCUAUGCGCCCAUCAAGAAGCUGUGUGACACUCGCAUUGGCGUGCCCACACAGUGCAUUGUGCAGCCGCCCAAGGGCUUUAACGACCAGUACCUCACCAACGUGGCGCUCAAGAUGAACAUGAAGAUGAGGGGCGUCAACUGGGUGCUGACAGACACAGUCAGGAAGUCCAUGCGUGCGCUCGCUGUGAAGCCCACUAUGAUCUUUGGCCUUGAUGUCUCCCACGGCGCUCCGGGCAGCCGCGCUUCUUCCAUCGCUGCUGUGGUUGCAACCAUGGACCCCCAUGCCAGCAAGUACGCCGUGCGGGUGCGAGCACAGCACAGGAGGCAGGAGACCAUUCUUGGCCUCUUUGAUCCGGAAUCGGCCACUGGCGGCAUGCUUUGUGAGCUGAUGAACGAUUUCGGCAACGCCAACAAGUGUGGGCCCGAGCGCAUCAUCGUGUACCGGGACGGCAUCAGCGAGUCGCAGUUUCCAUCGGUGGGCGCGGCAGAGCUUCAGGCUUUCCGCAAGGCGUUCGAGGUGAUGGGCACGAGAGUGGGCAACCCUUCCUUCCGCCCCCCCAUCACCUACAUCGUGGCACAGAAGCGCAACAAUGUGCGCUUCCUGCCAUCCCAGGGCGGCUUUAAUGUGCAGCCGGGGACCAUCGUUGACCGCGAUGUGACUCAUCCUUUCUUCUUUGACUUUUACAUGGUCUCCCACAAGGGCCUGCUGGGCACGAGCAGGCCAGUACACUACCACGUGUUGCACGAUGAGAACGGGUUCACAGCAGACGAGAUCCAGCACCUCACGCACUCCCUCUGCUACAACUAUGGGAGGUGCACUCGAGCCGUUUCUACUGUGGCACCGGUGUUCUACGCGCACCUAGCAGCUACGCAUUGCCGCAACUACCUCGACCACGACGGCCACGAUGCUACAGACCACUCCUCCGAGUCCAGUGCCGGCCGCAACAGGGACCCCGCCGCCCCCCGCCCUCCCCCUCCGCCCGUGCCUGAGCUGCCGGCUCUGGCUAAGGGCAUGCCCACACGCAUCGAUGGGGCAUUGGUCGGAAGCCUCCCCCCACGCUGCUGCCAGGUUGGGGUGAAGUUGCCGUGUGCGGUUGUGGAGAGAACAGAGACGGUGAGCGGGAGAGGGACAGAGACGGUGAGUGGGAGAGGGACAGAGACGGUGAGUGGGAGAGGGACAGAGACGGUGAGUGGGAGAGGGACAGAGACGGUGAGUGGGAGAGGGACAGAGACGGUGAGUGGGAGAGGGACAGAGACGGUGAGUGAGAGAGGGACAGAGACGGUCUUACAGACGGAAAUACAUCUGCCGUAUGGCUGGAUCAUCACCCCACCAAGCCAAACUUUUCGUUCCCAAAAAUCUGUCCCUUUUUCUCUAGCAGACACCACACACCCAUUAGCGCCACGUGUCGACAUCUCCUUGGUCGGCGCCACACAGCCGCUGCCUCUGCACACCGUGUACAAUCACACAUACAAGCCGAACCCCUCAUUGGGCGACGCUGCCCUGCACGUGCUUAUAUGGAAGCGCCUGCCGGCCUGCGUACCGAAGAGAGGACGCUACCCAUCAAUCACGUGCUGA
Messenger RNA from Closterium sp. Yama58-4, 3732 nucleotides. NCBI's taxonomy places the organism in Eukaryota, Viridiplantae, Streptophyta, Zygnematophyceae, Desmidiales, Closteriaceae. The record is from the annotation of a GenBank genome assembly.